Molecule: messenger RNA, 3618 nt
Organism: Trichoderma asperellum CBS 433.97
Lineage: Eukaryota; Fungi; Ascomycota; Sordariomycetes; Hypocreales; Hypocreaceae
Source: RefSeq, a predicted model, not a curated record
AUGGCUCGGCCAAGAGACUCGCGCUCACCAAGUCCUGCAGGCAGCCAUUACAACUCGCGCCGCCACCGGAAAGAUGACGACCGGCGGGAUGCCAGAGACCGCCGAGACGAUGGAAGGGACCCUCGCCGGCGCUCAAGGUCGCGCAGCCCGGAUUAUCGAUACCGCGACCGCGACCGAGGCAGAGACAACAGAGACCGCGGUGGCCGUGACCGCGAUCGCGACCGUGAUAACUUUCGCCGACGAGACCGCUCCUUAGAUCGCCGAGACGAUGAUUUUUACCGCGGAGGUCCACGCGAUCGCCGUGGCGCCAGAUCAAGAGAGAGACUCCCACCCAGGGCCCGCUCGCCUGACCGAAGACGGGACCGCAGCAGAGAUGACUAUAGGAGGCGAGACGACUCUAGAAACAGAAGCCGUCGUGAGGGUACGGCUGACUCUCACAAUCGCAGCAGCCGUGCCGAUAGCCGGUCUCGAAAGAGUCCAGUGGCCGACAGUGGCAGGAAUGGAGUUGAUGAGGCUCAAAAGGCCAAAUCGAAUGCCACACAGCCUGAGGUCGAUAAGAAGGCAGAGCGAUUAGCCAAGCUUGAAGCAUGGAAAAAGAAGAAGGAGCUCGAAGGCCAGAAGCAGAAAGAAGUGAAUGCUAGCCAGACGAGAAAUCUUCUUGCUGAGAUGGACAAAAAAGCCAAAGAGGGAUCGACAGCUGCGCCAUCGCCUGUUGUAUCGUCGGCAGCUUCGCCGACCCCUGUUGACUCGGGCAGCGCAUCUCCAGCAAAGCCUUAUCUCGGCAAGUUUGAUCCAAAAACGAUUGCAAAGAAGUCUGCCAGUCAUCAAAAGUCAAAUGAUUCAACUAAAGGCGCUUUGGGAUCUAUAGAUAUUCAGCCAGGCAGCAUUCCCGCCCCUGUUAAACAAGCACCUACUGCAUCCGCGCUACCCACAAAUCGCGCCAAGACUAGCAGUUUUGGAUUUGGCAAGUCUCAUGCUGAGGGAGACAAGUUCACUAGCAAACGAAAGCUGGACCUGGAUGAGGAGGUCACAACCAAACGACAACUGACCAAACUCCCUACUCUCCCCACAGAAGCGGAUGAUACUCCUUACGCCGACCAGGAUGAGGACGAUGAAUCGGAUGGCGAUAAUUUUGCUGAAAAUGAAGAAGAGGCUGCCGCUGCUGCUCGCGCUGCUCACGAAAGGCGUCUUCAAGCUGAAAACCAAGCAGAGAACCCAGCAGAGAACCAGGCUGAUGAAGAGAUGAAGGAUGCCGAACCCCAAACCGCGGAACAAACCAAUGGUGAACAUGCCACCAAUGGAGAGACCUUCAGUAAACCCCCGGCAGAAUCUAUGGAGGUCGAUGAGGAAGACGAAGAAAUCGAUCCUCUAGAGGCGUUUAUGGAUGACCUCAAACAGGCAGAGACCACGAAGAAUCCCCCGAAGAAGGCAUCUGUGACCAAAAAGAAGCAGGAGCCUGAGGCGUAUUUCUCGGAGGAUGAUUAUGCUUUCGAAGAUCAGGCGGACCCGAAUGCAGAUGCCCUGCUUACCAUUGCGAGUAAACGCAAGAAGAAGGAUAUUCCAAGCGUUGACUACUCCAAGAUUGACUUGCAGCCUAUUCGCAAGAAUUUCUGGGUUGAGCCUGCAGAGCUGAAUUCACUUUCUGAAGCGGAUGUCGCCGAUUUACGAUUGGAGCUGGAUGGAAUCAAGGUCAAUGGCAAAGACGUCCCCAAGCCCGUUCAGAAAUGGGCCCAGUGUGGACUUACUCGUCAAACCCUUGAUGUCAUUAGCUCACUUGGAUUUGAAAAGCCUACGCCAAUUCAGAUGCAGGCUCUUCCCUCGUUGAUGUCUGGUCGAGACGUCGUCGGUGUGGCGAAGACAGGAUCUGGCAAGACUAUGGCUUUCUUGCUUCCCAUGUUCCGACAUAUCAAGGAUCAAGAGCCGCUCAGGGAUACCGAUGGUCCUAUUGGGCUUAUUAUGACGCCAACGCGAGAGCUCGCCACGCAAAUUCACAGAGAUUGCAAGCCCUUCUUGAAGAUGAUGAACCUACGUGCCGUCUGCGCGUACGGAGGAGCUCCCAUCAGAGAUCAGAUUGCUGAGCUCAAGCGCGGUGCCGAAAUCAUUGUCUGUACCCCUGGUCGUAUGAUUGAUCUUUUGGCUGCGAAUCAAGGAAGAGUCACCAACCUCAGGCGAGUGACCUAUGUGGUUCUCGAUGAAGCCGAUCGAAUGUUUGACAUGGGUUUCGAGCCACAAGUAAUGAAGAUCUUUGCCAACAUGCGACCUGAUAGACAAACAAUUCUAUUUUCAGCUACCAUGCCACGCCUCAUCGACUCACUGACCAAGAAAGUGCUGAAGAGCCCCAUUGAAAUUACCGUGGGUGGUCGCAGCGUCGUCGCCAAGGAGAUUGAGCAAAUUGUGGAGAUCAGAGAGGAGAGCACAAAGUUCGUCCGUGUUCUGGAGCUGCUAGGCGAGCUCUAUGACAAGGAUGAGGAUGCUCGCUCGCUAAUCUUUGUGGAGCGACAGGAGAAGGCGGAUGAUCUACUCAAGGAGUUAAUGCAAAAGGGCUAUCCUUGCAUGUCCAUUCACGGAGGCAAAGACCAAGUCGAUCGUGACUCUACCAUUUCAGAUUUCAAGAAAGGCGUGGUGCCGAUCCUAAUUGCCACGUCAGUCGCCGCUCGUGGCUUGGACGUCAAGCAGCUCAAGCUCGUUAUCAAUUACGACGCACCUAACCACUUGGAAGAUUAUGUCCACCGAGCCGGACGAACGGGCCGUGCAGGAAAUACGGGAACAGCAGUCACAUUUGUAACCCCUGAACAAGAGAAUUGCGCACCUGGUAUUGCCAAAGCCUUGGAACAAAGUGACCAACCUGUCCCAGAAAGGCUCAAUGAGAUGCGAAAGUCUCAUCGUGAGAAGGUCAAGUCGGGCAAGGCAAAGGACUCUUCCGGCUUUGGCGGAAAGGGUCUGGACCGUCUAGACCAGGAACGCGAGGCAGCUCGUCUUCGAGAACGUAAGACACAUAGAGCUGAGGGUGAAGAAGAAGAGGUUAAAGAAGAGGGCAAGAAAGAGGAGGAUGACAAGAAGAUCGAAAAGACACUUAACGCCAUCAAAGCUGCGGCCUCGACCGUUCAGUCUCGCGAAUCUGCCAAAGCCGACACAGGAGACGGCGGCGCAAGCAAAGCAGCGCAACCCGCCGCCGCCACAGCCGACAAGGCCAAGGAUCCCCUGGAUAAGGUUAGCUCUGCUGUCAGUGCCAUCAACAGCCGUCUCGGCAAAGCUGGUCAGCUUCGCUCAGGCCAACCCAUCGACAACAAGGGUCCGGACGCUGGUGCUUUCCACGCCACGCUGGAAAUCAACGACUUCCCCCAGAAAGCCAGAUGGGCUGUUACCAAUCGUACAAACGUGGCUAAGAUUUUGGAGGCGACUGGAACGUCUAUUACGACCAAGGGCAGCUUCUAUCCUCCCGGCAAAGAAGUGCCACCUGGAGGAGAACCCAAGCUGUAUAUUCUUAUUGAAGGUGAUACUGAGCUUGUGGUGGCGGGUGCUUUGAAUGAGAUGACCAGGCUUCUGAGAGAAGGUACCAUUGCUGCUGCGGAUGCGGAUAGCAGAGCGCCGGCGAGCGGAAGAUACACUGUCACUUAG